AUGUUAAUCUGUUCUGAGAAUCUAAAACACAAACAACUUUCACCAAGCUUAACGUUGCAGACUUCAUUUCCAUACCUUCACCAAUGUCUUGAGGCAAUUGAAAGAAGUCUAGAAGAAGUAGUGAAAUUUCAACAGAAAAAUGCUCUUUUAAUUGACGCCGACGGGAAAGUAGAAACAUAA
Messenger RNA from Clunio marinus, 180 nucleotides. NCBI's taxonomy places the organism in Eukaryota, Metazoa, Arthropoda, Insecta, Diptera, Chironomidae. The record is from the annotation of a GenBank genome assembly.